CUUAGUUCAUGGUUGCGAGCGACUUGUCGUCACACAUUGUGAAACACACCGUUGAUGUAAAAUUGGUUAUUUAGUUAUUUUCUAACAGCACACUUGUUAUUUUACUUACACUAGUGUCGCGUUUUAUCUGGCAAUUGUACGCGGUAUCAAGGGCACAUUUGGAUCUGAUACCUGGGUCACAGUGAUGGAGGGUCAGGAUAAUGCAGAUCAAGGCAGCAGUGAUCAGUCUGAAAUACAACGCAGAAGGCAGCUGGACCGUCUGGACAGAGAGGAAGCUUUCUAUCAGUUUGUCAACAAUCUUAGCGAGGAAGAUUAUAGGCUCAUGAGAGACAACAAUCUACUUGGCACCCCUGGUGAAAUCACAGCAGAUGAACUGUUGAACCGACUUAGGCAGGUCAAGGAUGGCCCUGAGUCACCCAGCAGUAACAUCACUGAAGAAAGAAGGGAAGCGCCUGGAGCGACAGAGGUUGAGGGCACUGAAGAAAACCCAAGUGGGGAGACCCUUCUUGACUGGCUGAACACAGUACGACAGACGGGGAAUACAACUAGGAGUGGUUACCGGGGUAACCAGUCAUGGCGGGCUGUGAGCCAAACCAAUCCCAACAGUGGUGAUUUCCGUUUCAGCUUGGAGAUCAAUGUCAAUCGUAACAUUGCUGAGCAGCAAACACAGACAGAAAGGUUGGAAGGCAGCCAGGAAAGACCAGAUGGCUCUGUUUCUGAGCCUGAGAGUCUUAUGGAGACUGCAGAGGUAGUUGAGGAGCCAGUUGUGGAUGAGUUGGCUGUUAUUGUAGAGCCAGAAUUGCCAGUUCCUAGCACAUUGACUCUAAACAGAGAUGAUAAUGUACCAGUAGAUGCACCAAAUCCACUAACCUCAACUCCUCCAAACUUGCCUUCAGUGGAACAACCCCGUAGGGGUCAAAUAAGGGCUCGUAGCAGAAGUCCAGAGCAGCGACGGACAAGGGCUCGCACGGCAAGAGGUCGUUCACCGAUCAACCUUGAAAGAUUGGAUGGACUCCCGCCUACCCAGCAUGGCAUACCUACUCAUAAUCCUGAGAUACUUCCUGAGCCACAGGUUGAGGGAAGCUCAAGGACUCGGCAACUGUUUUUAUCUAGGCAGAGCACAGUGGAAACGGAAACUCAUACUUUGGGAUCAGCAACUGACGUACCUGAAGCACCUCAAGAAAGAGAGGCAACUACUGGAGAAGCAGGGGCCUCAGGACGUCGUCCUCCAACCAUAAUGCUGGAUUUGCAGGUACGUAGGGUGCGUCCCGGAGAGUAUCGUCAGAGAGACAGCAUUGCAAAUCGUACAAGGUCUCGUUCGCAGACUUCAAACAACACUUUAUUAUACGAGACUGAGCGUGGAGGUUUUCGCCGGACCUUCUCCCGUUCUGAGCGAGCAGGAGUAAGAACAUACGUCAGCACUAUCCGCAUUCCCAUUCGUAGGAUCUCGGAUGCAGGACUUGGGGAAGCCACUUCUUUGGCUCUGCAGUCUAUGAUUCGUCAGAUCAUGACUGGCUUUGGUGAGCUUAGCUAUUUUAUGGAAGCUGAAGUUCCAGACUCAAAUCGUGAAGACAACCCACCAGCAGACCUCUCUGACGCACUGGGAAACCCUGAUGCUUCUACUGGAACUGGUGCAAGUGAAGCAGACCCCUAUCUUCCCGGCCAUGGAGGCUUGAACCAGGGUGGUUUAGAGGCAAGGACUGAGGAAAGGGAAGUGGAAGGUGGACUACCUGGUGCUGCUGGACCUCGGGAGAACCGAGGGCGACAACGGGCUCCGAUCAACUUGGAUGAAACUGGAUCACUGCCCUUCCUGCGACUUGCGCACUUCUUCUUGCUCAACGAGGAAGAUGACGACCAGCCCAGAGGUCUCACCAAAGAGCAGAUUGACAACUUAUCCAUGCGAAACUUUGGCGAGAGCGAUGCAUUCAAAACUUGUAGUGUCUGUAUUACAGAGUAUGCUGAAGGCAACAAACUGCGGAAGCUGCCCUGCUCUCAUGAGUACCAUGUGCACUGUAUCGACCGCUGGCUAUCAGAAAACUCAACCUGCCCUAUUUGCCGCAGGGCGGUGCUCAUUUCCACCAACCGUGAGAGUGUUGUCUAGCUAAAAUGAGAUUUUUCUGCCCUUUGCUUUAUAUUUACCUAGUCAUGUGAGGACUCUUAAUGAGAUUUCCCCCCCAUACAUCUUAUAUAAAGCCAUCAAGUUUUAUCAGAUUUGCUGGUGCCAAGAUCUCCCCACCCCCAAACUUUAUGGCAGUGUGUUUUGACACAUCUUACAGUGGAAUAAGUAUUGUUGCAGGACAAAAACGGUGAAGGCCAUGCUCCAGCCCUGGUUCUUCACUUCUAUUAAAUAUCAACAUUUGACAAAAUUCUAAGGCAAUGCAGAGAUCCCUUUGUAUGGUACAUUUACUUUGUUCAAAAAAAGAGCACUGUGCUGCAUAUGUUUAUGUGGUUUCAUACAGUGUUGGUUGUGUUGGUAUGAAAUCAUAGUAUGUGUUGUACCAGUUGCAUCAUAAAUGACUAAAUGCAGAUGAUCCGAAAAAGAUUUCAUGCAAUAGUUUUAAGCGAGUUUGUCAUACUCUGUAGAAUAGACUUUGAUUUGGCAUUUAACCAUUUUCUGUAAACCUGGUUUUAAAAGCCAUGUGAUCAGACACUUUUUAAACAAACCAACCAACAACAAGGCUGUAAAUAUGCUACACGGACACAUCAGGUUGUAUUUUCGCCUGUCUUCCCAAAUGACGAUGAUGCAUCAGUCUGCGGAUUCAAAAGCAUCUUUCAUAUAUCUUAAGUAAUAAACUUGGCUAUGUAUAGGCAAUGUUGUGCAAUGCUAAUAAGGAAAAUGUAAAGGAUGUUUUGCCAGAUUGACUUGUAUGUUGUAGUCUGUAAAUAUUAACAUUUAAAAUGAAGACUUAAAUGGAAGUUUUUCUAACAGUUCUGUACAUUGAAAAUAGCACCAUUUAUCUACCAUUUAUCAUUAACGUCUGAGGAGGAAAUUAUUUUUUCUCAUGGAAUGGUUGGUUUCUUAUAUGAGCUGAGGUUAUUAAGGCUGAUGUGAGUGAGAAAUGCAGUGUCCUUUAGAAACGAUCUAUUUUCAUUGUUUCUUUGUUCACUUGGGAGACUAACCCUAAGCAUAAUGUUCUCGAAUACAUCAACAUUUCAUGUCUCGUAAGCAAGCCAACCCUCAUUAAAUGCACACUCUUCUUCAGUUCUGAGGUCAUGUAUUAUGAGAGCGAGCUCCUCAAUAGAAUUUCUUAAUUUUGUCAGCAUCAUAUUUAUAGCCUAUUUUUGAGUCAGAUUUUGACUAGCUUCCACUUUGCUGUGUUUAAAAUGAAUAAAAUUAUUUCCUCACCUGACCGUUUUCUCUGUGGCCUCACCAGUGUCCCCAUCCUGUUAAGUGCUGCUUCAGAAUAAAGAAAAAUAUCUUC
This is a messenger RNA of Danio rerio (zebrafish), 3422 nucleotides long. Lineage: Eukaryota; Metazoa; Chordata; Actinopteri; Cypriniformes; Danionidae. The record is from RefSeq and is a predicted model, not a curated record.